Molecule: messenger RNA, 492 nt
Organism: Rhodamnia argentea
Lineage: Eukaryota; Viridiplantae; Streptophyta; Magnoliopsida; Myrtales; Myrtaceae
Exons: 1
Coding region: 1-492 (163 amino acids)
Source: RefSeq, a predicted model, not a curated record
AUGGAGCUUGGAGAGCUGAAACACUUUUCGGGCCUCAAGAUUGAUCGGACAAAGGAAGGAUUAUUCCUAUGUCAACGUAAGUAUGCACGAGAUCUCUUGAAGAAGUUCGGGAUGCUCGGUUGCAAGCCUAUAUCUACUCCAUUGGAUGGGAAUGCAAAGCUAUGUGUUGAUGAAGGUCGAGAGUUAGAAGAUUCGACCAUGUACAAGCAACCGGUAGGUAGUCUAAUUUACCUUACCAUAACUCGACCCGAUAUCGCUUUUGCAGGGGGAGUAGUAAGUCGAUUUAUGGAGAAGCCACGGAAGCCUCACUUGGAUGCAGCCAAGCGUAUCCCGAGGUAUGUAAAGAAGACGUUUGAUUUUGGCCUUUUGUACAAGAAAGUCUCAUCGGGUAAGUUGGUCGGUUCUUGCAAUGUCGACUUUGCUGGAGAUCAAUACACAAGGCGCUCGACUACUGGAUACUCAUUUAAUCUUGGAUCAGCAGUAGUAUCCUGA